UAAUCUGCGGCAAAAGUACUUUGAGAAUUGUAACAUACUGUACUUGUGUGAGGUUAAAGAAGAUUCCUGAAAGAGGGCCGUUGGACGACAAAACAGGAAUGAGUUUUUAAGCAACAAAUAAGAAUAUUUGUUGGUCCAGAAUGAGUGGGGUGAAACCUGCAGGAGAUGGCAGGGUCCCGGGAUUUCCUUUCCUUGCUUCCUUGAAGCUGCCAGGCCUCUGCUGUUUUCCUGCUCUAGGAUCUGCCCUCUUGGGAUCCCAUGGCUUUCUUUCCUGGGCUGAGGGGCCCUUUCACCCACAUCAGCAGAGCCCUCAGCCAGCGCUGUUUCAGCACCACCGGGAUCCUGGGUGCAAUUCAGAAGAUGACGCGGGUGCGUGUGGUGGACAACAGUGCCCUGGGGAACACCCCGUACCAUCGCCCUCCUCGCUGCAUCCACGUCUACACCAAGAAUGGGGUGGGCAAGGUGGGCGACCGGAUACUGCUGGCCAUCAAGGGACAGAAGAAGAAGGCGCUCAUUGUGGGGCACCGCAUGCCUGGUCCUCGGAUGACCCCCAGGUUCGACUCCAAUAACGUGGUCCUCAUUGAGGACAACGGGAACCCGGUGGGGACCCGCAUUAAGACACCCAUUCCCACCAGCCUGCGCCGGAGGGAAGGCGAGUUUUCCAAGGUGCUGGCCAUUGCUCAGAACUUUGUGUGAGCAAGCCCAGCCGCCGCGGCGGUGGGGUUCCUGAAGGAGCAGUUCCGAUAACCGCGCCCUUGCUGGCGGGGGGUUUGAGGCCCCGUGCCUGGGGAACAGUGUCCUGUGAGGAAUAAACAUUGUCACAUGUGUCUCCU
Messenger RNA from Myotis davidii, 833 nucleotides. RefSeq names its product mitochondrial ribosomal protein L14 (gene MRPL14). Gene Ontology annotation, molecular function: structural constituent of ribosome. Bases 259 to 696 code for a protein of 145 amino acids. Gene Ontology annotation, cellular component: ribosome; mitochondrion. The record is from RefSeq and is a predicted model, not a curated record. The transcript is spliced from 3 exons. Lineage: Eukaryota; Metazoa; Chordata; Mammalia; Chiroptera; Vespertilionidae. Gene Ontology annotation, biological process: translation.